Molecule: messenger RNA, 306 nt
Organism: Mirounga angustirostris (Northern elephant seal)
Lineage: Eukaryota; Metazoa; Chordata; Mammalia; Carnivora; Phocidae
Product: large ribosomal subunit protein eL39-like
Exons: 1
Coding region: 32-187 (51 amino acids)
Biological process (GO): translation
Cellular component (GO): ribosome; cytosolic large ribosomal subunit
Molecular function (GO): structural constituent of ribosome
Source: RefSeq, a predicted model, not a curated record
UCCUGCUCUGCGUGGCUGGCUGCUUCUCGCCAUGUCUUCUCACGAGACUUUCAGAAUCAAGCGAUUCCUGGCCAAGAAACAAAAGCAGAAUCAUCCCAUUCCCCAGUGGAUUCGGAUGAAAACUGGUAAUAAGAUCAGGUACAACUCCAAGAGGAGGCACUGGAGAAGAACCAAGCUGGGUCUAUAAGGCGUCACACAUCAUAAAAUGACACACUUAAUUGGCACACAUAUUUAAUUAAGCUGCGUGAAGAUCAUGUGUUCUAUCAUUCUAUAAACAUUCUUCCUACCUGACCAUAGACUUGUCUU